This is a messenger RNA of Leptosia nina, 5151 nucleotides long. Lineage: Eukaryota; Metazoa; Arthropoda; Insecta; Lepidoptera; Pieridae. The record is from the annotation of a GenBank genome assembly.
AUGGCUCCAGGAAAUAAAGAUAGACAUCCAGGCCACACUGGAACUAUACCCAAAACCAAAGUGCGUAACAAUUGUAAUGUGCCCCAGGAAGCUGUGACACCUACUAGAAGAGAUAUGGCAUCGAAUUUAGUGACAACCUCAUUAGAUUGGGUGCCUGUAUCAGAGUAUAAUCCGAGAAGUAGCAACUGUAAUCAAUCACGAAAACAAACAAAUAACACCUCUGAACAAGAAUUUGCUGAUUUGGACAAUUCAGUGGCUUUUGAAAGUGGAUUUGGGAGAUUUGUGCCUGUGAGGCCGCAACCUAGGAUAUUACCCCUUACUGUACAAAAUCGGGAACACCUACCUAGUGACCAUGAACAUAUAAUAAUUAAUGACGAUGCAAGUUCUUCUGGAUCACAUACUUUGCAUUCAUUCUCACAGCAAAAUGGUUUGAUACCUCACUCAAACCAUGCCGCAGCUGCUGUUAUGAUUGUGAAUCCAACUACUCCAAACACUGUUACAGGAAAUAAUAUGUCACAGUCUUUUAAUCCUCAAAAUCAAAAUAGAAAGAAUUUUGCAAGAAAUCUGAAUUCACAUCGUCAACAUUUUGAAGGCCAGAACAAUAAUUCAAAUAAUAACACUAGUCCCGUUGUAACAAAUAGCAGAUUUGGUACAAAGGCUGUAAAUUUAAUGAACAAUAUGUAUGAUCCGGGGCAAGGAAGUUUCAACAAUAUUAAUGAGAAUCAUGUCCAUAGGGAGUCAGCACGUGCUUUGGGUGAAGCGAUAGUCGCAGCCUGUCCUGAUGCAGCUUCUGUGGAGAGAAGACUUGGACAAAUAAGGGAAUAUAUAAGAGUUACGUCUUCACUUGUGGACACUAUGCGUAAUUCCGAAGAUGAGGCCUUUAUUGAACACACCAAAGAGGAAUAUGAUGAGCUAAUUGAAAUGAUACAGAAGUUAAAAGAGAGUGAGGAGAAACUAGAAUCACUUCUACUAGAGAAAACUUCUGAAACAUUAAAUGCUUUGCAAGAUGAGACUCAUUCUCAAACUGAGAGGAAGAGUGACAAUGCUUCUGAACAAAUUAGCAUUUCAAUCGUUGGUGAUGCUCUUGUCAACAAUAAUAAUUUGAAAAAAGUCACAAACAUAGAAAACGAACAAAUGAAUAAAACAAUAAGUAACAACAAAAAUAAUGAAGAAUCACAGAAAGUCAUUGACAAUAAUAGUCUUGGGCACUGUGAAAGUAGUGAAGUGGAGAUACACGAGAUAGAAUCAAUACCUUAUUCUCCUUCUGACAUCAAGAAAGAUGAUGAAAUUCUGAACGAAAUCUUACGAAAAAACAUCAAAUCGUGUGCUGAAAAGAUGGCUAUAAUUGAAGAAAUGAAAAGUGUAACUAAAGACCCAAACAACAAUGAAAACAAGCAAGAUGUUGUUGUACGACCGGUAUCGGUGCAAAGCAAUGGAUCUGCCUACAGUGAAAACGAAUUGUGGCAAAAUGAAAUUAAAAAUAAAAUGGAGAUGUCCGAGAUGCGCCUAACUGCUUUGAAGCAACAGCAAAAGAGACUGAUAAAAUAUCAGGAGGCAGCAAAACAGCAGCUAGAUGAACUUAAUAAGCAAAGCCAGGAUGUGCCUCAUGCACCGACUUCUCAUGAGAACUUUUCUACACCACAGAAUGACAACGCCAACUAUAUAGUGCCGAACCGAAUGUUUGCGACGAAUCAAAUAGGAGUAGCGACCACGUUACCCCAGGAAAGUUUUACUGCUAAUAACAUGGAAACGGAACACUCACGGUCAAACCAUUCUUUGCAUAACCAGGAUGAUAGAUUUUCAAUGCGAGAAGCAAAUAUAGCAAGCAGCGAGGAAGCAGUUGAGGGCCGCGACAGUGACGCUGACGAAGAUCCCGAAGGAAUACUACAGGAGCGAGGUAGAAUGCUGCAGCAAAAACUACGCGAGUUGCAACUUAAGAAACAGCACAUGGAAAAUUUGGUAUCCGAAUUUCAAAAACUGCAGAUGGCAGCCAGUAUGGGUGUAGCUCGUAAUACAUAUUCUAGCUCGGGUGAAGAUAGCGCUGAUGAAGAACCUGCAAGAAAAUGUAACAAGUCGGGAGCUAACUUGAAAAACGAAGAUCCCUUCAAACUGAUGGAAAUAAAAGCAAUCAAAACGGCCCUGCAGAAAACAAAAGAUUUGAUGAGAUCAGUUGAAACAUUCGAAGCGGAUCAUUUAACAGGGGUCCCUGACGUCACUUUCCAUAUGCCAUCGCAUUCUAACAAUAUACAUGAUAAUAAAUCGGAGUGCGACGGCAGUGUUGGGGGGUGGUCGGGAGACGGCAGCGUGUGUCGUGUGCUUAAUUCUUUACCACAUCGACACAAGUUCACUAAUGAGCACUCGCUGCAAGCUCAAAAUCACCUACACCCGCAACAGUCUCAACAAAUACAACACCCGCAACAUGUGCAACCACCGCAACAUGUGCAGCACCCGCAACAUUCGCAACAGAUUCAACAUCCACAGCGACUGAAACCGCUCCAACAGCGUGAGCUAUCAAGCCACGAAGCUAAUAUCAACUCUCUCCAGGAGUUAGCGCAGGAACUUCGCAUGGAAACUGAGAAGAUUAUGGGUGAACGAGCUCGAAUCAAGGAUCUAGUCACCAAUAAAGAGGCAAAUCGUAAACAAAAGAAGGUGAAUGAGGAAUCGGCUAGCCGCGCUAGCUCUUGUCCGGGCCCGGCCGAGCGUAGGCAGAUGCAACUGCGCGCGCUUCUCGCCGAAAAGCAGAGAGAACUAGAGGCUCUGCUUAAUAAGGAGGUAAUUAACUCAAACUCUGAACCGCCAAAAGCGAAAACGGAGUCUUGUGCGGGAUCUGUUGCGAAUCAAUCCUACAGCGAGCCAGAAGAACCCGAAUCCUCGGAACACAUUCAAAUGGACUCGCAGAAUUCUAGAGAAACCGAAAAUUUCAGGGGUGGUGGCGACAGCGCUUUAGGUAGUCGAUCAAACAACACAGCACCAUCGCAGCUCCCCAGUGCUUAUUGCAGCGAUACGGACAGCGUGUCAAGGAGUAAAUCUAAUCAAAGGAACCGAGUCCGUCGCCGUCCAACACACGACUCUCGCCAUUCUGAAGAGAAUACUAAUGCACCGCAGCAAAAUACUGCGGCAAGUUCCAGGCAUGAGCCAAGACCGGAACCGUCAAACGUGAAUAUGACGCCGCCAGCAUCACAACACUCUGAGAAUGUAACAAAUAUGCCUUAUCCACAUUUGCCACCUUGUUGGAAUUCCAAGUCUAACCAGGAUAUGCGAACUAACCAGUUCACUCAGAACAGCCAGUCGCAGACGAUGGAGCGUCUGUUAGGAACACCGCAGAUGUCCUUCCCUCCCACUAUGCCGUUCAACAUGAUGCUUCCGUAUGGCGGAAUGAUGUGCGGUCCGUGCGCAUGCGGCUGCUCUUGUGGGGCCUGGGGUGCGUGGUGUUGGCAGCAGCUGCUUCUCCAACAGCGGGACAUACAUCAUUUGCGACAACAAAUUAACCAUCUGGAAGAACGUUGGCGCGCUGAAACAGCGUCACACACGCUCAAUAACCAAGUUCCCCCAGGAAAUCGAGCCAACAACUACUGGGACAAUUUUAGGAGCUACUCCCGACAAAAUCUUCUGUCGACAAAUAGCAAAACGAACGCGGAUGGUCAUUUGGGUGCAUCGCCCGCAAAUCCACACCCUUUAGUUGAACGGUCUCACAACUCCCUACGGCGAGCUUCAUCCCAUGCGUCACAUACAUCCCACGCGUCGCCCUGCGCUACGCCCAAACGCAACACGAACGCCGAAGAGCCCCCGCGACAAGCCCGCGCCAACGCAAACGUUGCCUACGAACGGUCUCUUUCUUUUUCCUCCGCGCCAGACGUUCUCAAUCUCAACCAAAACAUCGAAGACCAAGAAGAAACGACCGUCGCGAACGCUAAUAUCAGACAAGAGCCCGCCAACGCUCUCAGAAAUCUCAACAUAACCAACCCCAUACCCGAAAUAAUUCAAUCUCACUCCAAUAAUCUUAAUGCGACUACUAACAGUAAGAAGAAAUCGAGUGCAAAACUACCCUCGAAAAAUUCUGCUAAUCGACGUAAUUAUAACAUGCUUGAUUUCUCGCAGACAAGCAACAUCAAUAUAGCGAGCACUUCAGAAACACCCAGCCUUAAUCACAAUUUGGCAUCUACAAGUCGCGAGGUGCAGGAUAAGGCUACGUCCAAACUUUUCGACUUACUCCGAGAGAAUAUAUUCUCGGAAGUCACGACUUUGAUCGGUGUCAAUGAAUCGCAUCCGGAUUUCUUGAUACAGCUGUUCAAGGAACUAAAACACAUCAGUUCAGACCGGCUCAGACAAAAGGUUCUACAAUCUAUACGACAAAUUUUAUCACAAUAUAGCGGCGCCUUAGAAAACCCAAUUGUCGACACGACUCAUGAUGAUUAUACCAAUGAAGCGGUAUCAUCCACGGAUCACGAAAAUUAUCAUUGCGAAAUGCAAAAUAGUUGCUCUCAAAUCGACAACAGAAUCGUUCGUUUCUUGUUCUUAAAAAGUGAUGAAAUAUUCACACCAGAACUCAUAGAAACAUUAGCAAACAUUGUCGUUAGUAACACAACUGAUAGCAGACAGCACAAGAAGCUUCUAGAGUCGCUUUCAAAAUAUGAAGGCAUCAGAGUUCGUGAUGCUUCUAGCGACAUUAUUGAAAACUUAUCGAUCACGACUGGUGUCAACGAUGCUGAAGACUCUACGCAUCACACCAGCGAAAUAUCUGAACCUUCGAUUCUGCAAGAUGUCGCUGGUUCCUUGAACUUAUUCAGUUCGAGCGAGACAAGACUACAUCAAAUGAAUGCGUGUCCUUACGACAUGUGGCCGGGGCAUGUUCACAUGGAUAUAGAUUCGACAGAUAUCCACGAUAACAAUAGCCAGGAAGGGAAAUCUGAUCUUAUAACAUGCUCGGAAAUGCUUAACGGUGAUUUAGCUGAAGCAGAUCAGACUUGUCGCUCCGAUGUCAGUGAAAACGUAAAUAGGCAAGACGAGACUGGAGCCAACGCGGAGGCGCUGCCAGACGUCGUCGACACGGAGGAAGUCACACCCACUGAGGCUGAAGCUGAAUGGAUCGGACUUGAUCGUGUGCCAACAAGGCUGCAUAUGGAAGAUUUAUCUGAAAAACAGAAAGAAUAA